CAAAAUACUUUCAUAUAUUUGUAUCUCAUAUAAAAAAUAUUACUUGACUUGGCUUUGUUCUUUCAUUUUUGCAGGUGGAACUCUUUUCUAAGGAUUUAGUAAUUGAAGUUGCCAACCAACAAUGUGUGCAGAGAGUUCUAAAAAGGCAGCAAAAAGACAUAGGAAAGAGCAAGAAGCUAUAGUUGCUGCCACAAUGGACAAUAGAAGUGAUGGACCCAUUAGAAUUUCAGAUUUAGGUUCCAAUACUCGACAAACUAAAUCACCAAAUGCAAAUGGAGUAGCUGACUCUAGUCAACAACUAAAGAAGAAAACUAGGGGGCCGUCAAAGUUAAAGAUGCAUGACAAAGGCAAACAAAAGUGUGAUGCGAUCGACUUCAAUGAAAGGAACCAACCGAUAGGACAAGAAUCAGUGCACUUAUCAACCUUAGAAGGGGUCUUAGCUCGGAAGAUGGUGCCAAUUAAUAUAGAUUGUUGUAACUCAGAGAGAAGAAAUAUUAGCGUUGUUUUCUUGAGACUUGAACUAAGCAUUACCAUCAGCGACAUGCCGUAA
Camellia sinensis is the source of this 550-nucleotide messenger RNA. Lineage: Eukaryota; Viridiplantae; Streptophyta; Magnoliopsida; Ericales; Theaceae. The record is from RefSeq and is a predicted model, not a curated record.